AUGGGGAAGCUGUUUCUUUGGGUUGGUGAGUGUGGCAGUUCCAGCGAUGUUAGUCCAGGAGAUACCAGGCUUCAUGAGUUUAGCAUCACUGCUGGGACUCAGGAGGCUGGAGAAGGGAUGGAACACACAGAAGGAUUGAGGGGCAUCCAGAAGAAAAUGCAGAGGCUGGUUCUUCUGCUGAAUCACCACAAUGGUGCUGCCUACAAACUGGUGUGUUAUUUCACCAACUGGGCACAUAGUCGACCAGGGCCUGCCUCCUUCUUGCCCCAUGAUCUAGAUCCCUUUCUCUGCACCCAUCUGAUUUUUGCCUUUGCUUCAAUGGACAACAACCGAAUUGUUGCCAGUAAUCUCCAGGAUGAGACGAUUCUCUACCCAGAGUUCAACCAACUCAAGGGGAGGAACACGGAGCUGAAAACACUGCUGUCUGUUGGAGGGUGGAACUUUGGCACAUCAAGGUUCACUGUGAUGUUAUCUACCCCAGCCAAUCGUGGCAAGUUUAUUGCUUCAGUUAUAUCCCUCCUGAGGAUACAUGACUUUGAUGGUCUUGAUCUUUUCUUCUUGUACCCUGGACUACGAGGCAGCCCCAUGCAUGACCGGUGGACUUUUCUCUCCUUAAUAGAGGAGCUGCUGUUUGCCUUCAAGAAUGAAGCACAAGUCACCAAGCGCCCAAGGCUGCUGCUCUCUGCUGCUGUCUCUGGUGUCCCACACAUUGUCCAAACAUCCUAUGAUGUGUAUCGUAUGGGACAACUCCUAGAUUUCAUCAAUGUCUUGUCUUAUGACUUACACGGAAGCUGGGAAAAGUUCACCGGACACAAUAGCCCCCUAUUCUCUUUUCCUGGGGAUCCCAAGUCUUCGGCCUAUGCCAUGAAAUACUGGCGAAAGCUUAGUGCACCCGCAGAGAAGCUCAUCAUGGGGCUCCCCACCUAUGGACGUACCUUUCAUCUCCUCAGAGCUUCUCAGAAUGGGUUGCAUGCUGCAGCUGUGGGACCAGGGGCUUCAGGGAAGUAUACCAAACAAGCUGGGUUUCUGGCUUAUUAUGAGGUUUGCUCCUUUCUUCAGAGCGCAAAGAAGUACUGGAUUGACUAUCAGUAUGUUCCGUAUGCCUGCAAAGGGAAGGAGUGGGUUGGCUAUGAUGAUGCCACCAGCUUCAGUUACAAGGGAAAGUUCAUAAUGAGAGAGCAUUUUGGGGGGGCCAUGGUGUGGACAUUGGACAUGGAUGAUGUCAGGGGCGCUUUCUGUGGCACCGGCCCCUUCCCCCUGGUUCACACAUUGAAGGACCUUCUGGUAAAGGCUGACUUGAGCACAACUUCUUUACCACAAUUUCAGAACUCAUCUGCUAUGACUGUUUCAAGAUCGGGCUCUGAAAGGCUGGCUGUGACAAAGACACCAACCACUGACACUAUGAAGAUUUUGCCUCCAGGAGGAGAGGCUGAGGCUAUGGAGGGCCAUGGGAAGAAUGAAAAUAUGACUCCAAUCCCUGCGGAUAGAAGUGUGACUCCUGGAAGGGAUACAACACUCCUUGGAAAGCACACUGUCACGUUCAGAGGGAAGACAGAGGCUCCUAGGGCAAAAACUGUGACCCCCGUGGCUCAUGUAUCUGGGACCAGUGCAGGCACCAUGGUGGCCCAUGUGCAUCCUCAGACAGAGACUCCUGCUGAGAACAGUUAUCAGUCUGUGAGCUCUGGAGGGAUGAGUGUAGUUCCUGUGACUCUUCAGGUGAAAACCCGUAGCCAGAAGACAAUGGCUCCUAAAACGUCCUUGUCUCCUCCCAGAGAGAUGUCAGUCACCCCUGGUGAGCAGAGCACCCUCCAAAGUGGUCAUUUUGUCUUUGAAAGUGAAAACUAAUGCCAAGGUUGGAUGAAAUUGGUGUUCAGAAAGAAGCUGAGACAGGAAACUGGACUCCAGCUAGGCCUGUCAUCCCACUGCCAGAAUGUAGUUCUCUUGCUUCUGAAAAUCACGUUCUCCCCACAGACAACAACUAUCUCCAUUAACACAAUGGCUCUUUCUCAAGUCCUCGUUCUCAAACUAGAAAACCUAGAAGACUCUGUUGUGAAUCAAGCGAUGUGGACCCUGUUGGUGGCAGACUAGGGGAAAGCUCUUGUGUUUGCUUUUAUCUGCUAGAAUAACAGAUGCCUGGUUGAUGAGGUAAAGUAGGCAUCAAA
Dipodomys spectabilis (banner-tailed kangaroo rat) is the source of this 2162-nucleotide messenger RNA. It is a transcript of the gene Ovgp1, whose product is annotated as oviductal glycoprotein 1. Gene Ontology annotation, biological process: chitin catabolic process; carbohydrate metabolic process. The record is from RefSeq and is a predicted model, not a curated record. Lineage: Eukaryota; Metazoa; Chordata; Mammalia; Rodentia; Heteromyidae. The transcript has 11 exons. Gene Ontology annotation, cellular component: extracellular region. Gene Ontology annotation, molecular function: chitin binding; chitinase activity. The coding region runs from base 1 to 1845 and encodes 614 amino acids.